This is a messenger RNA of Vitrella brassicaformis, 568 nucleotides long. The record is from the annotation of a GenBank genome assembly. NCBI's taxonomy places the organism in Eukaryota, Vitrellaceae.
CCAUCUGUCCAGCUGCUUGAGCACAGUCGCCUUCGGGCGCGAGCGAUAGGGCAACAGUAUGUGCCACAAGUUGUUGUCAUGUUAGACGUCUGAGUGAGGCAGGUAGGGCGAAGGUGAGGGAGGUGCGGAUGGCGGGAAACGACUGGUCUUGUGCGGAUGACGGCACAUGCGAGACGAUGUGCAGAGACCUCUGUCAGGCACAGACACAUAGAUCAACGUAUCCGUAUUGAGUGAGUCCAGGUCUCACCACGCCAGGAGGAAGCACAGACCCUUGGGCGCUUCGUGAAUGCACAAGCGUGCUGAGGAACUCACAGAUGGUGUAGCUGUCGUCAUCGAUGACUGUGGGACGAGCUGCGGGCUGCGAGCGGGGAGUCUUGGGUGUGGCGCGGCUCGUGUAGGCUCGUGCUUCUGAGCGGAUGAGAUGCAGAUGCAGAUGCUGUGCCAGAUCUUUCGCUACUCAUAGCUGCAAAAUCACGCACCAGAAGGAGAGAGAGCGAUUGCACGCACCAAGAGGAGGAGCAGCAGCGGUUUACGCACCAGGGUAAGCGGUUUCGAAGCACCCUAGGCC